Messenger RNA from Nycticebus coucang (slow loris), 7617 nucleotides. RefSeq names its product NLR family pyrin domain containing 3 (gene NLRP3). Lineage: Eukaryota; Metazoa; Chordata; Mammalia; Primates; Lorisidae. Gene Ontology annotation, cellular component: NLRP3 inflammasome complex; cytoplasm. Bases 192 to 3305 code for a protein of 1037 amino acids. Gene Ontology annotation, molecular function: DNA-binding transcription factor binding; sequence-specific DNA binding. Gene Ontology annotation, biological process: negative regulation of non-canonical NF-kappaB signal transduction; inflammatory response; negative regulation of acute inflammatory response. The transcript is spliced from 11 exons. The record is from RefSeq and is a predicted model, not a curated record.
AAAUUUCGGGGGUAGAGGUUGCACCUCCCACCGACUUCCCUGCCACCCUCCCCAAUUCCCAGCGUCAACUCGAGCAGGCGGUGGGAUACUACGGGUCACCAACUUGGGAAACUUUUCUUCCAUGGCUCAGGCCACACUCCUGGAUCAAGCCAACAGGAGAGCUUUCGGUGUGGACCUGAAAACGGCCGCAGAUGAAGAUGGCAAGCAUCCGCUGCAGACUGGCCAGAUACCUGGAGGACUUGGAGGAUGUAGACUUUAAGAAAUUCAAAAUGCACUUAGAAGACUAUCCUCCUCAGAAGGGCUGCAUCUCACUCCCACGGAGUCAGACAGAGAAGGCAGACCAUGUGGAUCUAGCCACCCUGAUGAUUGAUUUCAAUGGGGAAGAGAAAGCGUGGGCCAUGGCCGUGUGGAUUUUUGCUGCAAUCAACAGGAGAGACCUCUAUGAGAAAGCUAAGAGGGAUGAGCCAGAGUGGGGCAACACACAGGUUUCUAAUCCCCAUGUGAUAUACCAACAAGAGAGCAUUGAAGAGGAGUGGAUGGGUUUACUGGGGUGCCUUACCAAGUUGUCUAUCUGUAAAAAGAAGAAAGAUUACUGUAAAAAGUACAGAAAAUACGUGAGAAGCAGAUUCCAGUGCAUUGAAGACAGGAAUGCCCGCCUGGGUGAGAGCGUGAGCCUCAGCAGACGCUACACGCGGCUGCAGCUGGUCAAGGAGCACCGCAGCCAGCAGGAGCGGGAGCACGAGCUUGUGGCCAUUGGCAGGACCAAAACCUGGGACAAGCCCAUGAGUCCCAUUAAGAUGGAAUUGCUAUUUGAACCUGAGUAUGAAUUCUCUGAGCCCGUGCACACUGUGGUAUUUCAGGGAGUGGCAGGUAUUGGAAAGACGAUAUUGGCCCGCAAGAUUAUGUUGGACUGGGCAUCAGGGAAGCUUUACCAAGACAAGUUUGACUAUUUGUUCUAUAUUCACUGUCGGGAGGUGAGCCUAGUGACACAGAGAAGUCUGAGGGACCUGAUGGUCAGCUGCUGCCCUGAUCCAAACCCACCCAUAUGCAAGAUUGUGAGCAGGCCUUCCAGGAUCCUCUUCCUCAUGGACGGCUUUGACGAGCUGCAGGGUGCCUUCGACGAGCACACAGGGGCUCUGUGCACCGACUGGCAGAAGGCUGAGCGCGGAGACAUUCUCCUGAGCAGCCUUAUAAGAAAGAAGCUGCUUCCCGAGGCUUCUCUGCUCAUCACCACAAGGCCCGUGGCCCUAGAGAAGCUGCAGCACCUGCUGUACCAUCCCCGUCACAUAGAAAUCCUGGGUUUCUCAGAGGCCAAAAGGAAGGAGUAUUUCUUCAAGUAUUUCUCAGAUGAGACCCAGGCCAGGGAAGCCUUCAAACUGAUUCAGGAGAAUGAGGUCCUCUUCACCAUGUGUUUUAUUCCCCUGGUCUGCUGGAUUGUGUGCACUGGACUGAAACAGCAGAUGGAGAGUGGCAAGAGUCUUGCCCAGACAUCUAAGACCACCACAGCAGUCUAUACCUUUUUCCUUUCCAGUUUGUUGCAAUCCCGAGGAGGGAGCCAUGAGCACUACCUUGCUUCGCACCUUCGGGGCCUCUGCUCUUUGGCUGCAGAUGGAAUCUGGAACCAAAAAAUCCUCUUCGAUGAGUCUGACCUCAGAAAACACGGCCUGCAAAAGGUGGAUGUGUCCUCUUUCCUAAGGACGAACCUGUUCCAAAAGGAAGUGGACUGUGAGAAAUUCUACAGCUUCAUCCAUAUGACUUUCCAGGAGUUCUUUGCUGCCAUGUACUACCUGCUGGAAGAGGAGGAAGUGGAGGAAGAGGAAAGGAUGAGGAAUGUGCUGGGGAGGAGUUUGAAGCUUCCCAACAGAGAUGUCACAGUCCUUCUUGAGAACUAUGGUAAAUUUGAGAAGGGCUAUUUGAUUUUUGUUGUCCGUUUCCUUUUUGGCCUGGUAAACCAGGAAAGGACCUCUUACUUGGAGAAAAAAUUAAGUUGCAAGAUCUCUCAGCAAAUCAGGCCGGAGUUGCUGAAAUGGAUUGAAGUGAGUGCCAAGGCCAAGAAGCUGCAGAUUCAGCCCAGCCAGCUGGAAUUGUUUUACUGUUUGUAUGAGAUGCAGGAGGAGGACUUUGUGCAAAGGGCCAUGAACCACUUCCCCAAAAUCGAGAUCAAUCUGUCCACCAGAAUGGACCAUGUGGUUUCUUCCUUUUGUAUUGCAAACUGCCAUAGUGUAGAAUCACUUUCCCUGGGGUUUCUGCAUAAUACGCCUAAGGAGGAAGAAGAGGAAGAGGAGGAAGAUCGACACCUCGACAUGGUCCAGCGUGUCCUCCCAGGUCCUCACACUGCCUGUUUCCACCGAUUGGUGAACUGCUAUCUCACUUCCAGCUUUUGCCGAGGCCUCUUCUCAGUUCUAAGCACCAACCAGAGCCUAACUGAAUUGGACCUCAGUGACAACACUCUGGGGGACCCGGGGAUGAGGGUGCUGUGUGAAGCACUCCAGCAUCCCGGCUGCAACAUUCAGAGACUGUGGUUGGGGCGGUGUGGACUUUCCCAUCAGUGCUGCUUCGACAUCUCCUUGGUCUUGAGCAGCAACCAGAAGCUGGUAGAAUUGGACCUGAGUGACAACACCCUCGGAGACUUCGGAAUCAGACUCCUGUGUGUGGGACUGAAGCAUCUAUUCUGCAAUCUGAAGAAGCUCUGGUUGGUCAGCUGCUGUCUCACAUCAGCAUGUUGUCAGGAUCUCGCGUCCGUCCUGAGCACCAAUCGCUCCUUGACCAGACUCUAUGUGGGGGAAAACACCUUGGGAGACUCAGGAGUUGGAAUUUUAUGUGAAAAAGCCAAACAUCCACAAUGUAACCUGCAGAAACUGGGGUUGGUGAAUUCUGGCCUUUCAUCAGUUUGUUGUGCAGCUUUGUCCUCAGUGCUCAGCAGUAAUCCGAACUUCACACACCUUUACCUACGAGGCAACACUCUUGGAGACAUGGGGGUCAAGAUGCUCUGUGAGGGGCUCUUGCACCCCAACUGCAAGCUUCAGGUCUUGGAAUUAGAAAACUGCAGUCUUACCUCACACUGCUGCUGGGAUCUUUCCACGCUUUUGACUUCUAACCGGAGGCUGCGAAAGCUGAGUCUGGGCAACAAUGACCUGGGUGACCUGGGCGUCAUGAUGCUCUGUGAAGUCCUAAGGCAGCAGAGCUGCCUCCUUCAAAGCUUGCAGUUAUGUGAAAUGUAUUUCAAUUAUGAGACAAAAUGUGCAUUAGAAACACUUCGAGAAGAAAAGCCUGAGUUGACCGUUAUCUUUGAGCCUUCUUGGUAGGGUGGAAACAGGGCUGCCGAAAGCCGAUAUGGUUCGGCCCUUACCAUCCAGCUGUCCACAAGUGGAGUGAGCCUUAUCCAUCCAGGGUCAAGACUACAGCUCUGUGAUGCUUCUGAUCCAGUGUCAGAGAACAUGAUGCCUUCUUGUACAGAACCUGAGCAUCUCCUUUAUCUCUGGGUGAAGAUACCACAGUGAUAAAAUCAUGCAGAUAAUACUGUUCUCAUCACAGUUCCUCAGUUAGAGGGUGCGAUGACCUCAGGGUCAUGAGGUCCUCCUGGUGACCUCAUGUAAUUAGCUCAUUCACUAAAACAUUUUUACUAUCUUUCUUUUUAUCUUCCUACUCUCCUUACCAUUUUUCUUCUUUGUUCUGUUUACUUUUGCUCAGAUCAUCAUUCCUGGUUUCUGACCACAACGCAGAACUAGUUGACUAUAUAUUAUGCUGCAGUUUUUUUGGCAGCUACUUAUUUAUUUUUAAUUUUUUGUAAUGGUUAUGUUUUCUAAUAAGAAUAAUUCAUGCUUAUUAUAGCCAGUUGAAAAUUCAGAAAUAUAAAAAACUUUGUUUUAUAUUUGUUGAGUUUAAUUCUUUCCUUUUUUUAAAUUUAAAAACAGAGUGCUGGGCGGCGACUGUGGCUCAAAGGAGUAGGGCGCCAGCCCCAUAUACUGGAGGUGGUGGGUUCAUACCUGGCCCGGGCCAAAAACUGCAAAAAAAAAAAAAAAAAAAACAGAGUGCCUAGAAAUCUUUUAAGUUAUUUAUCUAAACUACUGAAGAUAAAUUAGAUUCCUUUUGCAUUCUUACAAUCUCUUUGCCAAAUGAUUCAAUAAUUCAUGGAAAAAGAAAUCACCUCACCCUAACUCUGAUGAGUGGAAUUUCAGCUGUGUAGGACAGGAGGGCAAACAUCAUUUGGGACGAGGUUUUAGAGUAGUUGAACCUACACUCAUAAAUAAAAUAUUAUGUAGAAAAUGUGCCUUGCCUUUAGUUGUUAACAAAGGGGACGGGGGUUUAGAGUAGUUGAAACUAUACUCAUAAACAAAAUAUUAUGUAGAAAAUGUGCCUUGCCUUUAGUUGUAUGGAUAGAUCCCAUCUGUGGAAUAGUUCAUCUAUCAUGCUCAAAUCAUAAAUAAAUGUUGAUUAAUUGCUUCUCUGCCAAUGGACAACUUUUGAACCAUGUGGAAUUGCUCAGGUUGGAAAUGUUACUUCCCCUAUACAAUGAGCCAUUCAUAAUUCCGCUACUCAGAGUGUGGCCUAUGUAUGAACUGUUGAUGGAAGGAGCUUGUAUACAAGAAUGCAAAUCAAUCACAUUAGUAAACAUGCUUUUUAGAUAAGCUGACUUUUAAAAAAAAUAGAAGACUAUCUUAAUCAAGGAAGCAGGAGAUGAUUUAUGUUCUGGUGCAAACUCUAUGUCUAGCACUUUUGGGUAGCACUGAUGAAGAGAUUUGCUUUCUGUAUCUUAGUGAAGUACACUUUUGCAAACUGCCUCCCUGCUGCAAACACUAAAACCAGUGUAUGGUGCCCCAUGAUUGCAUUAAUGUACACAGCUAUGAUUUAAUAAAAAAAUAAAUAAAUAAAAUAAAUAAAAAAUAAAAACAUACAGCUGAGCUUGAAGAGAGAAAGAGAACCUUUGGACAUUAGGAACAUAAAAUUGGCUUGAUACACUUAAGAGGUUACCCCUCGUUGGCUCAGAGGAGUACCUAGAUAAAUAAUAUGACUAUUCAUUUGGAAAAAAAUCCGUGAGGGUUUCCACACUUUUAGAACUGAAAAAUGGGCCAGGCGUCUGGGAAGCCGAGGUGAGUGGAUUGCUUGAGCUCUGGAGUUUGAAACAGCCUGAACGAGCGCGAGACUCUACCUCUACUAAAAAUAGAAAAGUUAGUUGGGCGUUAUGGUGGGCAUCUGUAGUUCUAGCUACUUGGAAGAAUGAGGCAAGAGGAUUGCUCAUGCUCAAGAGUUUGAGGUUGCUGUGAGCUAUGAUGAUGCCUCUAUCCAGGGUGACAGAGUGAGACUGUCUCAAAAAAAAAAUAAAUAAAAAGAGUAAAGUUUCUUGUAGAAUUAUCAAUUAUAAUCAUCAGCAUGAAUUUGAAAAAAAUCAUUCUUUCUUACCACAAUAGGAAAGGUUGAAUCAGGCAUGAAGCAUCAGGGGAUAAUAACUAAAGCUAAAAGGACAUUUUAAUGAGGGACAGGAUAGUUGCCUGAAAGUAUCUCUCUAUAGAUGAUUAAUCAGUUACACAAGACAAAUAGUAACUAUCUAAAGUGUAGAAACUGGACAAUACGUUGACCACAUAGUGAAAAAUAAGAUUAGUGAGAGCAGAUGGACAUUUGCUUUCAGGUGAGAUACCUGAGAACCAAUUACCACCUAUGUAGGAUUAUGGAUGAAAUGAGUAACCAGAAUCUAGUCAUCAGGAUAGAUCAGAGAAACUCCAAAUGGGGAAAUUCUACUAAAAGGGGAGGAGGAUAGUAUUCUUCAUAAAUGUAAAUGCUAAUGUUACAGUGAGUAAAUCUGGUGGGGGUCAGGGAAGUGUUCUUUAUAUUAUUCUUGCAACUUUUCUGCAUACAUGGCAUUAUUUCCAAACGGAAAGUUAAAAAUUAACACAGCAUUCCUAAGUACCUACAAUUCAAAAUGUUGUAAAAAUUAUCAGGUAUCUGGAAUAAAUCUUCAAAAAUUGUGCAAAAAUCGGGCAGCGCCUGUGGCUGAAAGAAGUAGGGCGCCGGCCACAUAUACGGGGGGGGUUCAAACCCGGCCCUGGCCAAAAAAAAAAAAAAAAACAACUACAAAACUUGUGAAAAAAUCAUACAAAAGAAAACUGAAACAAAGGGAGAGAUGUGUCAUACUUAAAGAUGGGAAGAUUCAACAGCAUGGCAAUGCCAGUGCUCCUGACAAUAAAUUGGAAUCCCUGUAAUUGAAAUGAACAUGCUGAAAAGGAUUUUUAUGGGAUUAAGCAAGAUGAUUCUUUAAAGUACUUUGUUGAGGUAUGAUUGACAUCCAAAAAGCUGUAUUUGGUUAAUGUUUACAAUUGACUAAUUUGGAAAUGAAUAUACACCUAAGAAACCAUCACCAGAAGGCCAUAAACUCAUCCAUUAUCUUCAAAAAGUUCAUCCUGCCCCAUUAUUAAUUAGUUAAUUAGUUUAUCAAUGUGUUUUCUUUUGUAAUAAGAUCUACUUUCUUAGCAAAUUUUUACAUUACAAGUAGAUCUUAUUACAAGAUCUUAGCAAAUGUAUACAAUAUAGUGUCAUUAACUACAGCCCCUAUCUUCUGUAGAGGAUCUCCAGAACUUACUCAUCUUGCAAAACUGAAACUAGACAUUUUGAGGGACAUCUCCCCAUUUCUCUUUCCUGUGGGUCUCUAGUAACCAUCAUUCUACACUCUGGUUCUUUGAAUUGGAGUAUUUUAGAAUCUGCAGGUUCGAGAGGAUAAAGUGUUUGUCUUUCUGUGUCUGGCUUACUUCACUUAGCAUAAUAUCCUCCAGGUCCAUCAAAUUGUUGCAAAUAACAGGAUUUCCUCCUUCUUCUUCUUUUUUGUUUUUUUUUGAUGCAGUCUUAUUCUGUUUCCCUGGAUAGAGUGCUGCUGAGUCUUUCUAACUCACAGCAACGUCAGACUCUCAGCUCUAGUAAUCCUCUUGCCUCAGCUUCCCCAGUGGGUGGGAUGAUGUCUGGGGCUGAUUUCUCUAUGAGAAAUAGAAAAAUUUUGCUGAGGCUGGUCUCAAGCUCUUGGCUUCAAGCAAUCCUCCUGCCUUAGACUGCCAGAGGGCUACCAGGUGGGCAGCCAGGCUUCUGUCUUUUUGAAGGCUGAAUAAAAUUCCAUUGUAUCUAUACAGCUCAUUUUCUUUAUCCAUCAUCGACUGAUGGACAUUUCAGUUCUUUCCAUAUCUUGGGAUUGUGAAUAAUGCUGCAAUAAAUGUGGGAGUGUAAAUAUCUCAGAGAUUCUGAAUGUAAAUUCAUUGGAUAUAUACUCAGAAGUGGGAUUAUUGGAUCAUAUGGUAGGUAGUUCUAUUUUGGGUUUUUCAAGGAAACGCCAGACUAAUUUCUGUAGUAAUCAUGCUAAUUUACAUUGCUACCAAUAGUGCCUAAGUGUUCUCUCACUCCACAUCCUCACCAACGCUUGUCAUCUUUUGCCUUUUUUUCACAUAAAUUGGAUUUAAUUUUGACCAAAGUACAUUACUUCAACAUUAAUUUUUAAUUCAACUUGUUAAUAUGUUGUUUAAGAUAUUGCAUCCUCAUUUAUAGGUGAAAUAUGUUUGUAAUUUCCCUUUAUAAUAAUAUAUUUUUUCCAAUUUUUUUAUUAAGUCAUUUGUACAUAAGUCAUAAAUACAUUUAUGCCAU